UGUCGUCGCGCUUGGUUUGCUCUCGGUUCGGUCGUUACCCGCGCACGUAGUUUCUCACGAGGGCCUGACGACGGGACAUCCUUGGUCUAGCCGCGUACUCGAUUCAUGUGGAGUGUAGUCGCGCGGUGAUCGCCCGCCGAUCGGUGUUUACGUUGAUCGGUUCGGUUCAGUGUCGGUGUGAGAAAGCCUGGCCGACGGCAGAGGAGAUCGCGGUUGUACGUUCUCGUUGUUCGAACAGCGUGCGGAACGACCGGCUCGGCUGUCGUACGGUUGAACGCAAGUGCUGGUGACUAUGAGUGCGUGACGGUAGGACUCGAUCGCGCGAAGUUUGUUUGCCCCCGUGACCGGAAACGCGUGACUCCCGUCGACGAUACGCAGAAUGGAGCCAGCUCGUUGCGCUGUCGCGGCGAUGGGGAUCGUUUUGUGGCUGGUGCUGAGCGUAGGACCGACACACGGUCGCAGCAUCACCAGCCUCGAGGCACCGAGCGGCUGCGAGUGGAAGAAGGACGGAGAGGACGGGGAAAAAGCACUCGCCUGUAGGGUCAGGACUAUCGCCAACGUGCCCGGCCUAAUUGGCAAUCUCUCGGCCAUUCAAGUGGACUCGAUCGGUUCUCUGGCCUUGGAGUGCAGCGACACGAUGUUCUUCGAGAGCCAGAUAGACGAGCCGCACGGAUUCUUCUCGCCGUUGCCGCGGCUGGAGAAGCUGCGCGUGGAUUACUGCAAGAUUCGCUAUCUGCCCGGCGGCGUGUUCGCGUCCGCGCACAAUUUACGCAGUUUAUCGGUCAGGACGCACAACAGCGACUGGUCGGCGAUGAAUCUCGAGCUGCACAGGGACGCCCUUCGCGGCUUGACGAGCCUUCAGCAUCUCGAUCUGGCCGACAACAAUCUAUGGACCCUGCCGUCGGAGCUGCUCUGCCCGGUCCAGAGCCUCUCCAGUCUAAAUCUGACGCGCAACAAGUUACAGGACAUCGUGUCCCUGGGAUUCUCCGACUGGGUCGAGUCGUGCACACCGAGCCUCGAGGUGCUGGACCUCAGCAACAACGACCUCAGCGAGUUGCCCGACCGCACGCUGAGCAACCUUCACAGCCUGACGUCUCUGAAGCUCCAGGACAACGCGAUCGCCGCCGUGGGCGAUCACGCUCUGUCAGGCUUGACCGCUCUGCGCGCGCUCAACGUGUCCAGCAACAGAUUGGUCGCGUUGCCGCCGGAACUGUUCUCCAAAACCAGGGAGCUCAGGGAACUGAUACUCAGCAACAACUCGCUGGCGGUGCUGGCGCCCGGUCUCUUGGACAAUCUGGACGAACUGCAGGAAUUGGACCUGAGCAGCAACGAGCUGACGAAUCGCUGGGUGAACCGGGACACGUUCUCACGGCUGGUGCGGCUCGUCAUUCUCGACCUGUCGUUCAACGGCUUGACGAAGAUCGACGCCCACGUGUUCAAGGGCCUGUACAGCCUGCAGAUACUGAAGCUCGAGCACAACGACAUCGAAACGUUGGUGGACGGUUGCUUCGGCUCCCUGACGAACCUGCACUCGUUGACCUUGUCGCACAACAGAAUCGCCAGGUUCGAUCCCGCUCACACGGUCGGCCUGACCACCCUGGGUCAGCUGUUUCUCGACACCAACAAACUGCGUACGCUGAAUCAUCGCGUGUUUGACAAUCUCACCGGCCUCCAGGAUCUGUCGCUGAGCGGGAAUUACCUGACGGAGAUACCGUACGCGGUACGCGUGCUGCGCUCGCUGAAGACGCUCGACCUUGGCAACAACCACGUGUCGAGGAUCGACAACGACUCGUUCGCCGGGUUGACCGAACUCUACGGGCUACGACUGGUGGACAACAAGCUGGAGAACGUGUCGCGGGACGCGUUCUCCUCGCUGCCGGAGCUCCAGGUGCUGAACCUGGCGAACAAUUAUAUCCGUCACGUGGAGCAGAGCGCGUUCGCUAGCAACCCGGUGCUGCGCGCGAUUAGAUUGGACGGGAAUCAACUGACCGAGAUCCGCGGCGCGUUCACCAGCCUCUCGACCCUGCUCUGGCUGAACGUGUCCGACAACAAGCUGCUGUGGUUCGACUACAGUCAUCUGCCGACCAGCAUAGAGUGGCUGGACAUACACGCGAAUCAGAUAAGCGAGCUCGGGAAUUAUUACAUGGUGCGGAACACGCUGCGUAUAAAGAUGCUGGACGCGAGCUACAACCAAAUCACGAGGAUCGCCGAGGCGAACGUGCCUGACAGCGUGGAAACCCUCUACCUGAACAACAACAAAAUACGCAAGGUCGCGGUGGACACGUUCCUGCAGAAGAGGAACCUCGAGAAAGUGGUGUUGUACGGGAACGAGAUAAGGAAUCUCGAGGAGGCGGCGUUGAAUCUGCAACCGGUGCCAGAGGACGCGGAGCUGCCGCAGUUCUACAUAGGGAACAAUCCCAUACUCUGCAACUGCAGCAUGGAAUGGCUGCCGAAAAUCAACGAGGAGAACCGUAUGAGGAAUCGUCCGCGCGUGAUGGACCUGGACUCGGUGAUGUGCGAGAUGGUGCACGCAAGGGCGACGCCGCGCAGACCUCUGCUCUCCCUCAAGCCCAAGGACUUUCUCUGCCGCUACGACGCUCAUUGCUACGCGCUCUGCCAUUGCUGCGACUUCGACGCCUGCGACUGCGAGAUGACCUGCCCGGACAACUGCUCGUGCUACCACGACCACGGCUGGUCGAGCAACGUGGUGGACUGCUCGAACGCCGGCUACAAACACGUCCCGGAGCGAAUACCCAUGGACGCCACCGAGAUCUACCUGGACGGGAACGAGCUGGGCGAUCUGGGCAGCCACGUGUUCAUCGGGAAACGUCAGCUGAAGGUGUUGUUUCUGAACAACAGCGGCAUAGCGGCCAUCCACAAUUGCACGUUCAACGGCGUGGCUGCUUUGCGCGUCCUCCAUCUCGAGGACAACGCUCUGCGCGAGCUGCGCGGCUUCGAGUUCGAUCAGCUGGAACGGAUGUCGGAGCUCUACCUGGAUCACAACGCGAUCGCGACCGUCGGGAACACCACAUUCCGGAAGAUGAAGAGCCUGGAGGUGCUGCGGCUGGACAGCAACCGUAUCGUCGACUUCCGGCCAUGGGAGGCUCUGCCAAGCGUCGGGGAUCGCGCGAAAGUCGCCCUCGAGGGUAAUGCGUGGAGCUGCGAGUGCGGCAACGCCGCGAAACUACGCGGAUGGCUCGCCGAGCAUCGAGGCGACCCGGAGAAGAUGUACUGCCGCGACGGCGUCGAGACGCUGGCGCAGGCCAUGAAACGUUGCGGCGACCCGUCCAAGGAGGCCGUGCACCGCGGCAUCCAGGAGAUACCGUUGCUGGGUUCGAACUUCGUGCCGCUUCUGGCGGGCGCGUUGGUGGCGGUGAUCGCGAUCUGUCUGUUCGUCGCGUUGGCAUUCGCGUUUCGUCAGGAUGUACGUCUCUGGGCUCAUGCACGCUACGGUCUGCGACUGGGUAAGAUGACCACACCGCCGGACGAGGAGAGGGACCGUCUCUACGACGGCUACAUCGUCUACAGCGAGAGGGACGAGGACUUCGUAUCCAGGUACUUGGCCGCCGAGCUCGAGCAGUCCGGGCUGGCGUUGUGUCUCCACUGGCGAGAUCUGCCGCCCGCCAGGCCCCAGGAGGCGGUGCCGCCCGCCGUCGCAGCCGCGAGACGCAUCGUCAUCAUCUUCUCGCCCGUGUUCCUGGCGAACGAGUGGCAGCACCCCGAAUUCCGCGCCGCGUUGAGGACCGCGCUGGAGAACAUUCGACCCAGCUCGAGGAAGCGACGCGUGGUGCUGUUGCUGGCCACCGAGGCACCGGCCCGCGACCCGGAGCUCCAGCUGCUCCUGCAGACCUGCACCGUGGUGGUCUGGGGCGAGAAGAGGUUCUGGGAGAAGCUGCGGUUCGCCAUGCCCGACUCCGUCGGCAAACGGCGUGACAGCAAGAAGGUGAACGACCGAAAUCGCACCCCGGCUCGGUACACCGCGGCCCCGUCCGCCGGAGACGUCUGGACCAAGCCUAAUGGCGUUUUGGUCGCUCCGGUGCACGCGCCCACGCCCACGCCCACGCAGUCCACCUAUGUCAGCUCGGCGUCCAGCAGGACCGAGGACGAGGACAGCGGCGCGGAACAUCAACAUCAGCACCAGCACAGCGGCUACAGCGCGCUGCACGCCGGAUCCGCGCGUCCAGCUAGCCUCUCGUCCAGGGGCAGCCAUCUUUACAGCACCAUACCGGAACCGCCGGUGCCAAACGCGCCUCCGGGCGAGGCGCUCACGCAUCCGGCCAAUCCUCGUACUUACUUCGUCUAGUACAGACGCGUUACGCCGCCAGAACUCUCACGGAGACGCCGGCCGGCCGAUAAAUAGGCGAAUCCGCAUUGGGACGCGACGGAGACGCGUGCUCUAGGUAUUUGUACAGUUUCAUCCGGCUCGCGCGUCACUCUGUUUGCUCUUCCACUAGAAUCGCUCGGCCACGGAUUUUCUACGAGCCUCGUAACCCGGAGGGGCGAUGUCGAGAGCGAUUGUAAGGAGAGCACAGUAAGUCCUCGAGUCACGCGGUUCGGUCGUUCGUAGGGUUUCCGGGGAAGUCGAAUUCUGCGAACGGGGAUCGGGUGUUUCGGACUCGAAUGGCCACGAUCGAACCUGAAACGUAGAAACUCUGGUAAAUGUUUCUGACGAACGCGCUCUAAAUUUCUGUAUUCGCGGAGUUUCGAGUCUCUUUCCAUUUUCGUUUUGAAUAAUUUCGUUCAAACUUAAGCGAGCACCAAUUUACUUUCGUAUUUGAGAAUGUACGUGCUCAAAUUUAGAAUUAUUUAUGUUACGUUAGAUUCUAGAGACGUAUAUUACAGAAAUUAAAUUUCUAUUGAAUUCACGCGUUUAUUAAAUUUUGUCCAAUAUAUUUCUCUUUUCAUAGAAGCAAUUCGCGUAUUAAACUUUUGUUUUUAAUAUAUGUCGCGUAUCACGGAUGUAAAAUUAAAUAUUGCACGCCAAAGUAUUAUUAUUUUUACGUUUUUAAAGCAGACGUUUAACGAUCAACAGAAACCGUAUGAAAUUUAUUUAUGAAAAGAGCCAUCGAAGUGGCGAAAUGCAGAAUACGUUGGCCAUCUCGUAAUUCGAGGAUUUACGGUAUCGCCUCGCUUUUCGACCGUUUUCUUCGCUCGCUGCGUGUAAAGUUAAUCGAUCGAAGAGACCAGGUUUAUUUAAGACGUUUUUGUGGAACGCGACCCGUUACGCAGGACCGUGAUCGAGUCAUUAUUUUUACGUACUAGCCGGGAGAACGAUGCGAGCUUCUUCUUGCACCGAUCUUGUACAGAAUGUAUGGUGUGCGUGUAUACAGCGGUAAUUAUAGAAAAUGGCAGUAAAUGAGGACCGUAGAUUCCGGAUUGUUCUCGUCGUUGAACGAUCCGCGCCGACAGAAAUCACCCUUGGCUCUCCGUAUCCGAUCGUUUCACGUUUCAACUUUAACAAAUUUUCAUGCAUGCACAACUCGAAGUACCAGUAACUUUAAACGCGUUAAAUAGAUCGUAUUAAGUUUGUACGGCGCAUGGAAUAGCAUUUUUUUUUGUAUAUGUGUACAGAUUUUCUUUAAAUAUAAUUUACUCGAGCACUAAAACUUACGGAAAGACUCGAUAGAUGCACGCGAGAUCUAAAUUCUAGAUCCACUUGUCGCGUCGACGGUUCGAAACUCGUCUCACAGACGACCAGAAUUAAUUUCGCUAGCGCGACAAAAUGGUGGAUCACGCGUACGAAAAUACGCGUGGUCCUCGAUCGAAACGAGCGAGUUUUUCGUGGGUCCGUGGGUGGAUUUCUGAAUUUAAUGGGUCAGGUCGCGUCAUGGGACUCAGGCUCAGCGUUUUUAUCGGUCGCGAGACUCGUGACGUUCGGGAGCUUCGAUCUUGGUUAAAAAAUAACUCCUCGUCCGUGCCUCUUCGUGAAACUCCUCGUCCGCCAGUUUCGCCGCGACUGCAACCUCGAUCGAUCGUAAUGGCCGCCAGUUGUUGCUUUCUUGCCUGCAUCUUUAUUUAUUUUCGGGCUUUAUUUACGUUAGGUCGCCGCGAGGAAUUCGCGGGACGACAGAGUUUCACGAUGCAACGCAGUGGUUUCCAAACCUUCUGGGAGACAACACUCCCGAAGAAAAGAACGAAAACUUAGGUAGGUUUAGAACGAUACGAGAGAGACAUACUUGUACGUUAGCUUCGACGAUCGAUGUAUCGAUAGAGACGUUUAAAUUAUUUAGAUUACCCCGCUUUUGGAAAAACACUUUGUGGCUCCGUUUAACAUUUUCUUUCGAAUAAAUUUAUGUGUAAUUACGUUUAGAAGAAGAGGGGGCGUUAGGUUGCUGCAAAAUUUCCGUUCCAAUUAUACCGUGAUAUAAUUAGAAGAUCGCAGUUUUAAAUAAUUGGAGCUUAAAAUAAUCGGAGGAUCGCCCGUUUUAAUUUCUCGAAGUCUCGGGAGGAGAUUCGAUAUUUUCUAAAGUGUAUUCGUUUGGACGUCGAGUGACAAAGCUUCACCGUAUUAUUUUUAUCUCGAUCCUCCAAUUACUUUUUGUGGCACAUUGUUUCAAAGUUGUAUAUUUUCGGGGACUUGUCAUCGCGGAGGAAUUGUAUUUCUGUCGUUCGAGAUUUGUGCUAGCUUAAUACGUUCAGCCAAGCUUCUUCAUAUUCCGAAGACGUUUGUGGGUUUCUUAGAAGCCACGAAAUUGUUACUCGAAGGGAUUCUGCGAACGAGCGUGACCCAAAGCCAAACAGUUUGAGAGUUGCUUUUGAGUUGCUCGGUAAUUUCAGAGAAGGAAAAAAUUCGGUAGAAUUUACGUACACGUUUUUUGUUCAAGGUUUGGAUACAUCCAUUAGAGAAUAAAUAUAUUUAACAAUGCUUCUUUUGCUCGACAAUGAUCGAAACAAGGGUGGAUAAUUUCUGAUAAUUGCUAGAACAAAACAGGGAAAUCUUGUUCGACGCUUUUAACAUAUUUAAAAGAAAGUAUUUUUUCCCCCGAUUACUGUCUUCCAUACAAUCGGUAUUUUCAAGUAACUUUUCCGUGCUUUUCCUCGUUUUCGCCGCGUCAAUUUAUUUCGACCCUUUGGCCGGACAUUUAUUAAAAAUUGCAAGGAUUCUUUACUGACGAGACGAGGAAUGCGAAGUCGCCAUUCCUUCGUCUAUGGACAUUGUCUGGUCGAAACCGACGAACCGGUCACCGCGGAUGUGGUGUAUCCAUACUUUCGAGCAGCCUAACAAUAGUCCUCUUAAGAUUAAAAAAAAAAACGCGUCGUUGUUGGAUGCAUUUAGCUGCGAGAUUAAUUUAAUCACAGAGAGCGCCGCGCACAGUUAGAAAGCGUACGUAUUAUUCUGGGACGAGCAGACAUGGGUAAAAUUUCGUUGGAACAAUAGACGAGCAAUAAGAGCAAUUUAUUCGGAACAGAUAAAGUUCUAUUCGUCGAUUGUGAAACGCUCCGUUCGUUAAUUAAAAUCGUGAUUAUUAUUCAACGAGUAACGUUGUUCGAGGAUCGUACAGUUCGUCCAACGAGAAGAUGAACCCUGGCAGACACGAUCGCGAUAAAAAAAUGGAAAAAAAUUUAUGUACCAUUAAUUAUAUUUGCAGAGAUAGAAUCGCAGCGCUGUUUGAUUAUAAAUAUCGUCUGAUUUCCACGCGUUGGCGCAUCCAGUCCCGGUUUCUGGUCUCAACGAUUCUUUUUUAACGAAAGGUUUCGUCGUUGGUUUUUCGAGCGGGCAAGAUACUUCGGCAAAAGUCGCGCGGUCGCGUUGGAAAAGUUUUCCCGUUGGACGUUGGAUAAAAAUUUCGCCCAACUCUGUCGACGAGUCGAUCCCGACGGACCUCGGCGUUCGAUUGUAACCGAUAAGAAACACGAGACAAGACGAGAACGAUACGCGAACUCCGAAAUCUCGGGGACGAACUCUACUUCGUACUACAUAUAAUCGUAUAUAUUUUUUCCCACUCGAGAGACGGAGUAACGCGUCGUCGCCAGUUCUCAUUCCUGUCGAUCACGCGAUCGAUGAGAUCCAACGACGAUAAAAGAACCGCCUAUAGCGUCUGAAACGAGACGCUAGAGUGAUAGUGAGACGAGUGAUAGGAAGAGUGAGCACAAGAGAGAAAACGAGAGAAAAGACAGACGUCUUCGCGCGAGACAUCGUUCCUAAGAUUUUCACGACUGUCUUGGAAAAAAGCAACGGUCGCCAAACGCUUAUUAGUACGUAAGUGAGAGAGAAAUUUCCUCUUGUAAAUACUGUGUAUAUCUAACGUUGUAAAUACUCACGCACACUUUUUUUUCGAGCACACACGGAGGAGUGGGCCAGGCACACGAUACACACGACACACACACACAUUACACACGCAAAGUUGUACCUUGUACGUUUAGUGGUCUGGUCGUUUCGAGCGAGUCUCAACUUCUGAAAAAGAAAAAAAAAAAAAUAUCUUGCAAUUUAUCGAUUGUACUUGUAUUAUUGUAAAUACGCUCAUCGGAUCACGCAUUUAUUGUAAUCACGAUCUGUUACGUGAACUAAUUAAAUUAAAUUGCCACUUUCCAUUUCAGCAA
Molecule: messenger RNA, 8541 nt
Organism: Colletes gigas
Lineage: Eukaryota; Metazoa; Arthropoda; Insecta; Hymenoptera; Colletidae
Product: toll-like receptor Tollo
Exons: 1
Coding region: 380-4303 (1307 amino acids)
Biological process (GO): signal transduction
Molecular function (GO): protein binding
Source: RefSeq, a predicted model, not a curated record